AGAAGCGUCAGGGCAGGGUCUGCGGACUUUCUAGGCUUCGGCGUUUCUUUACAAACACAUCAGCUGACGUGGGGGGGGGGGGAGUCGAGAAGCGAAUCCUUUCUGUAUCAUGUAAAUUAAGGCACUCGGUUCCGGACGAUAUUUUUUUUUUCUUCCCUGGUACGGAUUUUGUCCAAGGGGGUUGACGCAUUCAAAGAGCCAGCGACCAGCACGUAGCCAGCGCCCGCUGAGCUGAGCUGAGCUGAGCUGUGCUGUGCUGUGCUGUGCUGUGCUGUGCUGUGCUGUAAAGUAAAGCCCUGCGAGUGGUUCCCGUUGAGUUUGUAUAGCAAGCUGGCUCGCUAGCUUACGCCGAACCGGGCAUGGACGACAAAUCAUUCACCAAGGAGCUGGACGGAUGGAUCGAGCAACUCAACGAAUGCAAGCAGCUCUCGGAAAACCAAGUGAAGGUGCUCUGUGAAAAGGCUAAGGAAAUCCUAACAAAGGAGUCCAAUGUGCAAGAGGUGAGAUGUCCAGUUACUGUGUGUGGAGAUGUCCAUGGUCAGUUCCACGACCUAAUGGAGCUGUUCAAGAUUGGGGGGAAGUCUCCAGACACCAACUACCUCUUCAUGGGAGACUAUGUAGACCGAGGCUACUAUUCUGUGGAAACAGUUACACUCUUGGUAUCUCUGAAGGUAAGAUAUCGUGAGCGAAUCACAAUUCUGAGAGGGAACCAUGAAAGCAGACAGAUUACACAAGUAUAUGGCUUCUACGAUGAGUGCCUAAGGAAAUAUGGAAAUGCCAAUGUUUGGAAGUACUUCACAGACCUUUUCGAUUAUCUGCCUCUUACUGCGCUGGUAGAUAACCAGAUUUUCUGCCUCCAUGGAGGACUGUCUCCUUCAAUAGACACACUGGAACACAUCAGAGCGCUGGAUCGCUUGCAAGAAGUUCCUCAUGAGGGCCCAAUGUGUGACUUGUUAUGGUCAGACCCAGAUGACCGUGGUGGUUGGGGCAUCUCUCCCCGUGGUGCAGGCUACACCUUCGGGCAAGACAUUUCUGAGACCUUCAACCAUGCAAAUGGCCUAACUCUGGUCUCAAGAGCCCACCAGCUGGUGAUGGAGGGUUAUAAUUGGUGCCAUGACCGUAAUGUAGUUACGAUCUUCAGCGCACCAAACUAUUGUUACCGUUGUGGAAACCAGGCAGCAAUCAUGGAGCUUGAUGACACGCUGAAGUAUUCCUUCCUACAGUUUGACCCAGCUCCGCGCAGAGGAGAACCCCAUGUGACCCGGCGUACUCCCGACUACUUCCUGUAAAGAUCUUGUUGCCUGAAAAAUGUUGUUGCAGGUCAAGUGGAGGAAUGGAUAAGGGCAACAGGAUAUACAUAGGUUUGAGAAAUAAAGCAUUCAUUACCCCAUGGACCAAAAAAAUGUGUGCCAUAAUCACAAGAUAUGGAAAAUAUUACAUCUAGCUAAGACCACCACCAUCCCUCCAACCCUUUUCUUCUCUGCAUGAUGUUUUUAUUGCUGGAAAUGAUUGUCAUGAAAAUUACAGUCACAACACCUGCUGGUUUUGUCAGGAAAAAAUAUCUGCAAUGAAUCAAAAAAUGCUGAGAUUAAUGCCUAAAUGUAAGUAACUUUUGUGUUAGGAUGUUAAUGAUGACCGGAACGUGUUGCCAUAUACUACAAGUAUAUAAGCAGCAUCUUUCACUUGGCAUGGCCUCAAAUCAAAGGUUGCAGUAAAUAUAAUGUGAACUUUUUUUGUAACUGAAGCGCAAUGAUUUAUUUUGUGAAGUGAGAUGAUAGGGUUAGAUGUCAGAAAUGACUUUGUUCUCUUUGCACUUUUGUAUUUGAUUUUUAACACAUGGCACUGACAAACUGCAUUCUUUUUAUAAGUAGCCCUCUUUUCGCUCCGCUGUCUCAUGGGAUUAAUGUAUUUCAUUUCAAUAGGCAAUAUUGGUACAAAAAAGAUAUCCAUUGUAUAAUAACUUAAUGUUUUGCUGACCCACGUAUAUGGAAUAAAGAUAGAACUU
Messenger RNA from Lampris incognitus (smalleye Pacific opah), 2005 nucleotides. Its product is annotated as serine/threonine-protein phosphatase 2A catalytic subunit alpha isoform. NCBI's taxonomy places the organism in Eukaryota, Metazoa, Chordata, Actinopteri, Lampriformes, Lampridae. Gene Ontology annotation, molecular function: protein serine/threonine phosphatase activity. Bases 360 to 1289 code for a protein of 309 amino acids. The record is from RefSeq and is a predicted model, not a curated record. Gene Ontology annotation, biological process: peptidyl-serine dephosphorylation; mitotic cell cycle. The transcript has 7 exons. Gene Ontology annotation, cellular component: cytosol.